Hylaeus anthracinus is the source of this 11413-nucleotide messenger RNA. It is a transcript of the gene Fas2, whose product is annotated as fasciclin-2. The transcript has 8 exons. NCBI's taxonomy places the organism in Eukaryota, Metazoa, Arthropoda, Insecta, Hymenoptera, Colletidae. Bases 56 to 2401 code for a protein of 781 amino acids. Gene Ontology annotation, molecular function: protein binding. Gene Ontology annotation, cellular component: neuron projection; membrane. The record is from RefSeq and is a predicted model, not a curated record. Gene Ontology annotation, biological process: cell-cell adhesion.
GUUGACGCGCGUAUGUCGCCGUAAAAGCAUUCGUGGCAUCCGCCGCGACGCGAGGAUGAGCGCCGCCGAGACGUCGAUCUGCAUUUCGGUGCUGUGCAUCUACGUGCUCAGGGCGACACCGCCGCCCCGCGCCACCGGUCGUUUGGCUUACGCGAAGGAAGCUUCCUUGUCGAUCAUGCCGAGCGGGGAGACGCAGACGAAGCCAAUCGGCUCCAGCAUCAUCCUGACGUGCAAUCCGGAGGUCGACGACACGAAACUCAUCAGCGACAUGCAAUGGCUCGAUCCGCAGAAUCGUGUGAUCGAGUCUCUCAAACUCGUCGUCUUACCGAUCGCAAGCACGUUUACGGGCCAUUCGAAGCCAUCCAUGUACACGGAAUUGCACCAGGAUAACAAAUUGGCUCUGUUCUUCAACUCUCUGCAAGAGGAGCAAGCUGGGAAGUACACGUGCAAGGCCACUUACGCUAAUUCGGUAUUUCUGAACAAGUCUGUGACGAUCGACACCAUAGUUGCGAUCACAUGGGACAACGCACCACUCAAUCAAUACCCUAUUCUGGGACAAGACUCCUCUAUCCAAUGCAAAGUGCAUGCAAGGCCUUCGCCCUCCGUUGACUGGCUGUACAACGGUGAAUUAAUUAAGACGAACGACCACUACAUUAUUGACACGUAUGCGUUGAAGAUCAAGAACGUCCAAGAAUCUGACGACGGCAUCUACACUUGUCGGGCCUCCGUACUGGUUACUGGAGAACUCAAAGAACGACCCAUUCGAGUCGAGGUCCUCGUGAGACCAACGAUCGAAGAGCUCUCCAGUCCCGUGAACAUAAUCGAAGGGGAAGACGCGAAUAUACAGUGCAAAGCCCACGGCAAACCGCCGCCAAAGUUCACCUGGGUGAAAUCCCUGACGCAGCAGAAUCUAUCCAACGCGGAUCGCUUCGGGGUGGACGCGGAUACGGGGGUGUUGACGAUCACGAACGUGAAUCGCGACGAUGCCGGCGAGUACGAGUGCAUGGCGACCAACCACGCCGGGACGGCGAAAACGAACAUAAGGGUGAACGUGAUAGUGAAACCCAAGAUCAUGGAGUUUUUAAACACCACCAUAGUGCAGGGCAAGGAGGCGUCCAUCGUUUGCAAAGCUUUCGGUCGACCACCGCCCCAGGUGAUGUUCAGGAAGCACACCUCCGACAAGCCCUACGCGAUGGGGUUGCAACCCGACGACGACAGGAUAACUGUGACCAACGUCGCCGACGACAUGACCGGGGAGACCGUGGGAAUGCUGACGAUUCAGGAGACUCUGAGAUCAAACGAUGGUUUGUACGAGUGCAUCGCCGAGAAUACCGGCGGCGAGGCGCGCAGAAACGGUCAUCUGACGGUCGAGUUCCCACCUUCGUUCGCUUCCAUGUCAAACAUGACCGUCUGGUCCUGGGAGCAGAGGCAAGUGAACAUCAGCUGCACUGCCGAGAGCAUACCCAACGCAACCAUUCGCUGGACGAUGCACGGCGAUCAUCCGGUCAACGACGACACGAUGAUCACGCAGCUGGGUCAGGGACCGAUCUCCACUCUGAUGAUCGUGCCUCUGGAUAGACGGUACUACACCACCUACAAAUGUAUCGCCUCGAAUCCUCACGGCACCAAGGAGCAUGGCAUCGAGCUCAGGGAGGCCACCAGGCCUGGCGAAGUGAUGCAGGCGAGAAUGGUCGAGAUCACCGCCACUACCAUCAGGUUUGAUCUGAUGCCACCAUCCACGCACCCCGAACUACCCGUGCGAACGAUCACUGUCCAGUACAAGGAGGGCUUGCAGACUUGGACGGAGGCUAGGAACAAAACAUGGUCCGUUGAUUCCCUGUACGUGAUCGAGGGCCUCGAGCCGCAGACCCAGUACGAGUUCCGUUUCGCGGCGAGGAACGAGGUGGGUUUGGGCAACUGGGGAGCGCAACUGCGCGAGAUGACACCGGGCAAGACGUUCCCCAACGAGCCGAAGAUAAUAAGGUCGAGCACCGGGGAGUACGAGGUAUCCAAGUUCAACGACCAAUACCAGUUGUCGUGGCUGGUGCCAGCCGACAACGGCGAGCCGAUCGACAUGUAUGAGAUCAAGUAUUGUCAAAUAAAGUACGUGUCUGACGAUUGGGAGUUGCUGGAGAACACCUGUCAAACGGAGAAGCUGAAGACGCAGGGAAGGACGAGGCACUAUUUGAAACACCUGAACCCGGACACGUACUACAAAGUGGAACUGAGGGCGCACAACGCGAUGGGUUACAGCAAACCCGGAUCAGCGAAGUUUAAGACUGCAAGAGAAUCUACGGGCCUCAAUCUGGACUACAAUAUAAUUACUUCCGCUGGAGGUACUCCCAAGCUCGCCGUGACCGCCAUUGCUACAGCAAUAACGAUUCUAUCCCUAGCCAUUUAAAACAGAAAAAGCAAAAAAAAGAAAGAAAGAAAGAAACGAGAAAACACAUGAACGAACUGUUCGCGCCUCUUAUCUUUCCGUUUAAAUGUACACGUUAGAAGUGGUAUUAUGCGAAUCAUACGUUUCCGGGGGAGUACACCAGAGACACACACGAGCACGAUGGACGAUAAAAAAAAAAAAAAAAAAAAAGAAACGAACACUUCUCGUGUGUAUAAGUUUUCUCCGUGUACAUCGAGUUUUUUGCCUGAUUACGACGCGUUAUCGUCCAGAUCGCGCGUCGCGUGAAAAUAAAGAAAUCGGCGAACAAUCGUACACCGCGCGGUUCACGAUUGUGAAGCGAGGGGGUGCUCGCUUCUAGACCGGUGCACAACAUUCCUGAGGUGAAGAGAACGCUUUUUUUUUUCUCUCUCGUUUAGAGGAUAAGUGGGUUCGUGUAAAACUAGUGAGAAAGAGAAGUGAGACGAAAACCCGGAGCGAGAUGUGUAUUUAUAUAAAUGGUACCUUGUUGAAAACUGCUCACCGUUAGCAAACGUACUGGUACGUUUUCUUUAUUUUUCUUUUUUUUUUUCUUUCUUACGUUUGUUCUCGUAUUCACGCCAAGAACAAGCACUUGCUGGUUCUUUCGAUGAUUCGCGCGUGUUCAGAGUUGAUCUGACCGCGGAUGGUCGAGUCGAUCAGGUCGACAACGUCUUCGCAGGAAAAGACGAGCGAGCGUGAAAGGAACAACGUUCGAACACCAGUACCAGAAUUAUAUUUAACAUCGUCGAUUCGUCGCGUAUUCGAUCGCGAGAAAAACGGACGACGGCGAUUCGGAUCGUCGCGAACGAGCCUCCGUUUUCGUUGACGCGCGGCUCGAUGGCGAUGCUGUUCUUCCCUUUUUGUAUGAUAAUGUGCUUCCAUUCGAGGAGUUCGUUGUUGUACGAUUAUCAUUGGUGGGGGAGGGGAAUUCCUCCGAGGAGUGGACUCGGUUCAAGUGGUUCUGUCUGUGUAGUUGGAUCAGAAGUGGCCAAGUCCGGUCUGUAGAAUAUAUCAGUAUUUCGGGAGGAAAAACUCUGGAAGUUACAAGGGACGCGACGCUAGCGCCACGUACGAUAGCGUCUCGACUCUCAUAACUUCCAGAGCUUCAUCUCUGCGAGGUCUCUGAACAUCCAAUUCCAAUAAAUCGAUUAAAAUAUUAUUUUUGGUAGUUAUUUCCCGUUUCUAUCUGAAAUAAAAUUAGCCCAGGCGUGGAUAGAGUAUCGUUUGAGGCGGGCGAUCGCCUCGGAGGCGUUCUCCUCGACAGCCAAUGAUCCAUUUUAGCGUACAGUGAGAGGCUUCGCGGGCCUAAUACUUACUGCCUUGAAUUUGCCAAAUGCGUAGUGCUAGAAACGCGGAGAGUGCGUCGUCGACCUAUCGACGACGAUGAGGGUGGAACGCGCGUACAAUUUCUGUUCUCGAGGGAGGGUGCAAGAGACGAGGUUCGGAGACUUCUGUAUUAAUUCCGAGGGAAUUUCCCGACCUCGCGCCACUGUGGCGGAAGUACAAAUAUUUUUGGAGGGAAAUUUUCACGCGGUCCGAUCUCGUGACGAUGGAGAACACACCGCGCGCAUCCAGAGGAGAUCGGAAACGAGGGGUUGGAAAAUAUGGUACCUUUUAGAAAUUAUGUUUGAAGUCGAGGUUGGAAUUUUAUGGAAUGUCUACCUAUUAACAAGAAGCGAACAUAGUAAACUGCAAACCUACGAAAUUUUGAUAGAAAAUUUUGAUUCGUUCAAAAGUUGUAGGCAAUUGUGUGGAGUACCGUGGAGUUCACUUUUGCCUGGACUGGUCGAGAAGCAAUAUUAUAAUAUAGUAUAUAUAACAGUUCAAGGUAGUAGACGAACAUUUCAUAAAAUUGCAUACCCAUCUGCAAAUACAAUUUCCAAAAUCUAGCUAAUUUUUCAGCCGAUCAUCCCAUCGUAACCCCUUAAAACAGUGAUUCUUAACCACUGAGAUCACGGCGUUCGUCGAUAGAUCAGAUUAGAUUCUAUUUGAUAAAAGAUGCACAAUUUUGAAAGAGAAAUGUCCAAUUAUGUUGGGUGUAACUCGUGCAGCGAACCCAGAUUCUCCUUCUAAAUUGUCCACGCGAGUCUCGAAAGGUUAAGAAUCAUCGUUUUGAAUCCGACACACCUCGAAUUUUCCCAUUCCGCGAGAAAAUCCGUUUUCGUCCGAGCUUGGACAGCCCUGAGGCCCGUGCAGGGUGCCCUGCCCGCGGGUCCGCAAUCGAUUCUCGUUUUCUUUCGGGCGCGAGUCGACGUUCGCGGACACGUCUCGACAUCCGCGACGCGUUUAGAGCCAAAGAACCGCAGAUACUUAAAUCAACGCUUCUCGUGUUCAACGCGAAACCCGCUGUUUGCUCGCGAGGAUAAGAUUCCACGUGACACGAUCCCCGAGGGUAGCGAGAGGAUCUCGGAGAGAGCGAUAUCUGCACGAACGGGGGAGCACGCCGAUUUAACCAUAUUAUAGAUUGCGCAUCAAUUAGUGUUUAGUAUUAUUAAUUCUUUUAUUUUUUUUUUUGGGUUCACUUCGGCCGAUCGCAUACGAUUUUUUUUCUCUCUUCUUGUCUACUUUUUGUGCGUUGUGUUAUAUUUUUUUUUGUUUUUUUUUUUUUUUUUUUUUUUUUAAAAAAAAAAAUUUUUUUUUUUUUUUUUUUUUUUUUUGCAACUUUCGUUAUUUGGGGUUAAAGUUUUAUUACUGAGUCAUCGGUUAGUCCUGCUUGAUUAGCUCUUGGACCAUACGUGUUUUAGUGCGCAUGAUGUGUGUUAUGAUUACGAUUACUAUUAUUAUUACUAUUAUUAGUGUUAGCGUUACGAUUACUUUUACCGUUACUGCUACGAUUAUUAUAUUAUUACGGCGUACACGACAGGGAUGGGCGGUGUUUUGUAUCGCGAAAAGUAUUCGACGUGUACCUCGCUAAUUUGUACUCUGUCGAACGAUUCGAAGCAACCUGAACGAUAAAAUACUUUUUCUAUAAAUUUAUAAACUUUGUACACUUUUUACGAAACCUUUACAUAGUUCGUUAUUUGUAAGCGAUUUAUAGAUUUAUACAACCUUCGUGGAUACUUUGGUUGUACUUCUGGAAGUUUGGUUGUUCGUUUACUUGUACGCACAAAAUUUGCUUACGGAAAGACUUACAAAAAAAUUGACGAAUAAUACUCAUAUAAGUUUCUAUUAUACAAAACACGAAGAACAAACGCAACACUCAUACCACAUACACAUGAAUAUAUAUUUGAUUCCUACAGAGUACAAUAUACCAGGUACGUGUUAUAAACAUUGGAUAUAUACAUUCAAUAUCUCCAGCAUUCCUCAAUAACAAAAACGAUUCGAACAUGUCCGUCCCUGCUGUACAUUGCUGCUACCGUCUACUAUAAUUAUUAUUGUUAUUAUUAUUAUUAUUAUUAUUAUUAUUAUUAUUAUUAUUAUUAUUACUAUUAUUAUUAUUAUUGUUAUUAUUAUUAUUAUUAUCAUUAUUAUUAUCAUCAUCAUUAGCGUCACUAAUAUUAUAUCUCGAAUCGAACACUGAUCACCUAUUGUACAUCGUACCGUCAUUACCAUUAGUAUUAUCGGUAUCCGUCGCGAGUGUUGCUGAUUUUCGUUAGGGACGUGAAAACCCGACGAUAGGUGCUCCCGGCGUCGCGACGGCUCGAAGUUUCCGGACGACUCCGUCGUGUGAGAUAAUAACACGAAGCAAAAUCACGCAACCCGUACUUGUCAACGUCGAAUCGAUCGACCAACCCAGAGAGCCAAUCGUCCCAACGAAUGCGACGGGUUCGUCGAACUUCGAUCCGUCUCGUUUCGCUCACUUGCCUGGGUUCUUCUUAGAUGUUAGAUUAUAUCGCAUGGCAUGCGCUUGUAUCGUUUCAGUUUCACUCCACUCCCAACCCUUUCCCUUUCCACCUUUUCAUCCCUCGUCACUUUUCGCGUAUCCAAUUAGCGCCGUUCGCCAGCGUUUCGUUGGGCGAGACUUCUUCAUUCCAUCGAGAACACCGUAACUUUUCUUUUCUUGUAUACCCGUGUCGAGAGGAUUCCGUGAUCGGUUUUAUGUGUAUGGUGUAAACGUUUAGACGAGUCCGUGUGUGUUUAGGUGUAGCGCAAAUUGUGAGUACCGAGGCUGCGCGACCGUUCGACACGUGACGACGGGCGUCAUCGUGAUCGUCGAGGAUCCCGAGGGUUACGGUUUCCAGGUUGCGUUUGUAAUUUGCAAUUGAUAGGCUAGGUACCCUCUGAAAGGGUGUUCGGUUAGAGUGGAACCUUUAGAAUAAGGAUGCUGAUCGGUCCAUACCGAUCUUCGUGUGAGGUCACCUGGAGGCAGGAGGUGGCUGUCGGGUGUUGAUCUUUGAGUGUUGAAUUUUAAGAUAAAAGUGAAUUUUACACCAGGUUUUUUUACGCCCUGUGCAAUCCAUCAGCCCUUCCGCGACAGAGUGAUGCAAGAAUCUCGAUAUUCUACGAAUAUAAAUAGCGUUUCGUAGGUUAACAGUCGCGUGUUGAACGCUCGUCCAGUCUCGCGUUUAGAUUCAUGUAAACGACCCAGACAGUUGUGUCUCGUGUAUAUUGUGACUCGGCCUUGUGGACAAAGAUGCAAACGUAGUAUGGCUUUAUCGUUAAACGAUCGACGACGAUUCGUUCACGACGAGCGAGGAAUGCGUGUAUCAUGUAUAUUAUAGAAAAUCAGUAAGCCAAGGAAUCUCAUAAAAAUCGUUCAGAAUCGAAAGUAGUCGAUAACCGAAGAGCCUCCGCUGUGCGAUGAAAAAAUUCCGUGGUUCCGAAGGAGGCAGCAGGAAAGUUCGUUUCGAGCCCUCCUCCGUCAGGAUGGAAAUGGGAAUUUAAAAGUCUUUUCGAUCGCGUGAACCACGGAACGUAGGAUUACUGUCGGCGUUAGAGUAAUGCAACGUUGCGUUUGUAAGAAUUGGAAAAUAAAUAUUUAUUGGAAAAUGGUUCGGGAACGCUUCCAUUCGUCCUGAUACUGUCUAGACUCUGUAAAUACCGCGCAAUGUAUGUUAAUUCUGCCAUGAAAGGAGGCGACCAUCUUGGAGACCAAACACCACUAUCGUACACAUACAACAUGAGAUGACGAUUCGUUUCUCAUUUCGUUUAACACGUUGACUGUCAAUUUUCCAUAUCUAGGAAUUCUCAAUGUUUGUCCUUUUAAUAUGAAACGUAUAAGUCUUGAAUAAUUGAUCGACAGACUCGUAUGUUUAAAGAUCGUGUCACCCGUGGCAGUCAAAGCGUUAAUUCGGCAACAUGAAAUGCAAAGUAAACGUGAAUAUCCAACAGAAAUAUAUGUCACAUUCCAACCAUUGAAUACAUAAACACCAGAUUCUCUUUUUAUGUGGUACUACUUUUAUACAUACCUUGGCUCUAUUAUACAUGAAUACUUAUAGGACCGACUGUAUCUAUUGGCUAAAUUAUGUGUAAAAACCUAUCCAUCCUUUCAUGCCAGUUUUCCACCAUGCGGAUUUCUAUAGAAAAUAAUAAGAAGAGAAUCAGGUGUCUAUAGUAUUUAAUCUGUACUUUAAUUACAAAAUCACUGACAAUGGCACCCCAAACCCCGACGUCGCUACCCAGCCACUGUAAAGUCGGGCACGAACUUCCGUUGAACGUCAGGGGGGUGCACGGAAACCAUUGGAGAGCGAAGAGAGAGCGAAAGAGAGAGUAGUUUCCUUGGAGGCUGCCUUUGAGCAGGGAUCGGCCGAAAAGCGUGCUCGUCGACGCGAAACGCUUCACGCCUACGAGACAAUAGCCCGAGAAGAGAGGCAGCGACGAAAACGAGCCCAGAAACGUCGCGCGAAAUCGUUUCUGUCCACGUGGAACCCUUUUCUUGCUCGUAUCGAUCUUCGCGAAGCCCGUUUGAACGAGAGCCAGGGACUGGGAGGGAAGAGGGAACACGUCCGUCGAAGCGAGCCCUCUUAAUUUGUACCGCGUCUGCAACGUCCACGGGACUUGGUCAGAAUGGGAUUCGAUUCAACCGUGUCCUAAUACAAUUUCGUCGAAGUUAAAUCGCUUUGGGAUGAGAAUCGACGCCGGGGAACGCUCUGACAGCGAGAACCCUCUCGUUUCUCUUUUUAUUCAAUUUUUUCUUUUCGCGCACCGCGUCACCGUGGACGUUUCACGUGAAAUUGCGCGAUCGUUGAUGAAGACUGGACCACAGAGAGCCAGGAAUCGUUGCUCGAGGCCGGAGCAAAAAAGUAAAAGUAUUUUCUACCGUUCGACGGUCGAAAGAUGCACUUGGGGGCAACGUGGCUACAAUUGAAAGCUCAUAAAUUCGUCUCCAUUUAAGCUACGUCAACAGAGCUUUACUUUACUACAUUAAAAGGUUGAAUGUGGAUUAGACUUAACCAUUCCAACACUGAAGUUCGUUCUAAAUACCAUGGUAUACCCCGAGUAACUAUAUUUAUUACAAUAUUUGUCGAUGGAUUGUCCGCGUCGAAUACUCAGGGGACGGUAAACUAUCACAGCACAGUGCCAUGUUUGUUUUGCCCCGCCUAUUCGCGUCAGUCUGUGGUGCCUCGGGGCACAUCGGGUCCCAGGGAAGGUCGAGGACCAUAGAAAGCAGAUUUCGAGAUUAAUCGCUGAAACUACGGGAUAAUGGUUCGCCUCUAACGCAAUUAAAACUCUCGAGGCUGGUGUCUCGUCGUCGUACAGGAACUUAUAAUAGCAAGACUCCGCGAAGUGCAAGCUGCUCUCUUCUUCGGACCUCUCUCUCUCUCUCUCUUUCUCUCUCGCUCCAUUUCGCGCGGGGGAUGCAAUUUUGCAAGUUAAAACGAACUCCACCGCGAAACUGAAUCGGGAGAGAUCAGGAACCAGCGCCGACGGAAUAAUUCCGCGGGGGAUGCAAAUGAGCUGCUGGAAGGGAAGCGCCACUGUGCAUCUUAGCUCGCUUCUCGGACGCGUUCCUUAAGAAUCCUGGACUAAAGCGUCGGUGCAAUUGGUACAGCGUGAAUUUGUUGUUGAAAUACUAGUGGAUAAAAGCAGUACAUGGAUCUAACGACAGAUACUCGGUAAACACUUUCCUGGACUAGAGUAAUCCAAUACUAUUAUUUUUAAUUCACGAUACGUAGAAGAUAGGUCACCAAAAAAAUUAACGCCAAUAUCUCCUAUGGUAGCCAACGCGACUUCCGUUUGAUAAGAGUCGCUGUACCGGACGCCUUCGUCCAGCAACGUGGACCAAAGAUGCUAAUGACCGUAAGAUCAAUCCCAGGAAUCCUAAACAGAGCCCCCCGUUAUAAAUAGAAGACGCAGUUCCGGAGAACAGAGGGAGAAAGAACGACACGAAGAGGGAACUGGAGUUCGCGGUAGCUCGCGAUAUGAAGUGCAGCGUGCAAUGUUGAGAACCGUGAAUCUAUUUUCGUGGAUAGGAGGCAAGGGAAAGAGGACGUGUAGCAUUCACCGCGACUUUUCAAGCCUGGUGCAUCCAUAAGGCGCGAUAACGCAAUCGUGCCUCAAAUGGUAUACGAGUUUAUACGGCCUUCCUCAAUUCUUGGUACUGGCGCCAAAACCCUUCUUCUUUUGUGCAUACCGGGUGUAUUCCAAAAAAAGGAGCGGUCGAACUCGAUUGGUCUUGUUCGCUACAUCGCAGGGCAUCGAAACAAUAGAUGAAAGUAAAAUUUUUGCCCGCUACCAUUAUAGUUUCGCAGAUAUAUUUUCGAAGAUCUUUUCAUCCCCUACAAUUUCAUUUCAAUUUUCUGCUCGCGAGAGGUGUGAGUUCGAUUCGAUUCACGAAUUCCAGGUCAUUUUCUUUACUUCGAACCCGAUCCACCUCGACUAUGACGUCCAAAUAGGAACAAUAGGCAUUCCCGUCAAGUUCCAACGGAAGCCAUUUUCCAUCGGCCGGGAAAAUUGUUUUCCACGGUCCAUUCUCGUUCUCAUCGUCGGUACAGAAUCGUCGAAUGAAAAUAGAGAACUCAGUGAAUGGUAAAAAUGACAGAAAAUUAAAAGGGAGCGCGAAAUUUCCGAGCAUUAACGUUGGGCACUACGUUUUCACCAGCUAGUUAUUCCCGCUAAAAGCCAAAAGAGAAGUCUGCCUCUCUCUUUGUCUCAUCCGACGGUUCUACAAUUACAAACGCUACAAUUCCCUGACGCGCGUAGAAUCGUUCCUUAACAUUCGUUACCGCCCCCGCAGGUCGUUUCCAUUUUCGCGUCCGAAAUUUUUCUGCUUUCUCGUUCGUUACCUCCCUUCUCCAUCGACGGGGUCGUUUUUCAAUCCUCCGCGUCGUUUCACGUCUGGAUAAUUUUCCCUUCGUCGACUGCUCCCUGGAAGAGCGUCUCUGGCCACGUAACACAGGGUGUAAUAAUGAGGAGGAUAAGUGGUUUGGAUAAUUUUUAAUCGUGCUCGUAUAGUUUAAAUAACACAGUGUCGCUGGAGUCAUGUCAGGUACACUCAAAGGUAGUCGUUGGUCCUCUACGAAAAGGGAAAUUAUCAAUUUCACGUGAUAUGAUAGUAGGAGCAAUAAUGCGAAGGUUUUUACUGUUAAUUAGAAAUCGCAACAUUAAUUGCGUGGAAAUUUAUUUUAUUCUAAUGUGGUAGCGUGAUGGAUAAAAUUAUAAAAUGGAGGAAGAGUAUCGGAGUGGCUCGAAAUAACUUUUUUAUUUUUAUGUUUGCACUUUUCCUCCUAGAAUUUAAAAAUGGUAAUUUCCUUUUCGAAGAACCAACCCAGUUGAGCAUGUUUAGAUACGAUACGAAUCCGUGUCCGUGUCGUAUUAAAUAAGUAAAAUGGCGGAAGCACGAUCCUGUCAAUUGCAGCGCUCGAGUAGGACAUACUUUUCUCAUUUUUCUUCUACCCUUGACGACGACGCGAAUAAUGAUCGCCACUACAAUUUACGGAUACGUUCUCUCGUUUUUUUCACCGUAUUACCAUCCGCGAUGCGUACCCGAGUUAACGAGAAUGGGAAUGUAAGAAACGAAAGCGCGAAACUCUCGAGCACAAAAGCGCGUGCUGCGUCUUUCAUUCGGUUUUCACGGGAGGCAAGAUGGAGAAAUAAAAAAAAACACACACACAC